Molecule: messenger RNA, 912 nt
Organism: Pestalotiopsis fici W106-1
Lineage: Eukaryota; Fungi; Ascomycota; Sordariomycetes; Amphisphaeriales; Sporocadaceae
Exons: 3
Coding region: 1-912 (303 amino acids)
Source: RefSeq, a predicted model, not a curated record
AUGCUGUCGACCAUAUCCACACGCCUGGGCUUUAGCAGCAACGGCCGCGCGAUAUGCUGGCUAGUCUUUGGCGGUACCCUCUUUCUAUUUGCCAUCACGCGCCUCAAAUAUCUCGACUUUUAUGGCACCUUUUGCAAUCGUGAAAAGAAGAAUGCAUUGCCCGGAGAAUGUUUUUAUUUUCUUCGAACAAGCUUAGAGGAAAUUGGCAUGUUGGUGCAUUUGUACUGCGUCAUUCCCGCUAGCAUUUUGGUUUGGGCACAAUUUGUACCCUCGAUCCGGCGCAGGGGCCUGGGAGUACAUCGAGUCAAUGGCCGUGUCUGCUUGGCUCUUGGAAUCGUGGGAGCUGUAGCUGUCAUUCCGAAUAUUAGACGUGCAUUUGGGGGCGACCCAGCUGCGCAAUUGGCCAACAUCACACUUGUUGGUCUAUUUGUUAUGAGCAGUAUCAAGGGCUAUCAGAGUAUUAAGCAGCAUCGAGUCCAAGAUCACCGGGCUUGGAUGCUACGGUCAUGGUGUUAUGCUGGUGGUAUCAUCACGGUGCGCAUUGUCAUGGUCCUUUCUGCAAUUCUGAUAUCCAUGGCUGGAGGUUAUUACAUAGCGCAGCCGUGCGACAAGAUUGAUCAUGUCCUCUACGGUCGAAACAACACACUGAGCCGGUAUCCAGGUUGCGCUCCAUUCUAUACGGGCGAGAAGCUCGAUCAGCAUGUAGUCGUUGACGCCAACCUCAUGAAUGCUAAAACAGAUCUGAUGCAACUUGUUUCUGCAUUCAAUCUUGGUUAUCCAAUGAGCGCAUGGAUAUCACUCGCUCUUCAUGUGCUAGGUCCGGAAGUAUAUCUUCGCAUGUCUCAAGAGGACAGAGAGCCCGGAAAACCUGCAAAUAACGGGAAGGUAAAGAUUGGUACGAAGGAGGACUAA